Zymoseptoria tritici IPO323 is the source of this 1197-nucleotide messenger RNA. RefSeq lists its product as uncharacterized. The annotation marks the transcript as partial. The transcript is spliced from 2 exons. The record is from RefSeq and is a predicted model, not a curated record. NCBI's taxonomy places the organism in Eukaryota, Fungi, Ascomycota, Dothideomycetes, Mycosphaerellales, Mycosphaerellaceae.
GAAUACGACUCCGAUGUCAUCGACUUGCUAGAUCUGGUCGAUCCCGAAGUACGCACACUCGCAACGUUGACCAAUCUGCAGAACUCCAUGUUCGUGCCCGACCUUGGUGGCUUGGUGAAUCGUCGGCCAACAUACAACCUGACAAGAAGGCCCACUCACGAAGAUGCUGCAAUCAUCGCCCGCUCGAGAGCAAACUCUCGAGCGAUUCGACGAAAACCCGUAUCCACUCAACCGAUAGAGGAAAAAUUGUCAGUCUCCUCCCAGCUCAGCGACUCUCACUAUGCGGUCCUUCCUCACGGCGUCAGUCUCUCUGGCUGGCACGAGGAUGACAUUGCCGAGCUCAACGAUCACGUUCGACAUCUCCUUCACUCAAAAAGAGAGGGAUUCAAACGCUCUUGGCGAGGAUUUCGUCAAUACGUUAGCCGGCCUCUGGGCCUGUUCAUCGUUGUAUACGCCACGCUGGUUACUCUAUUUGGAGCCGCCUGGGUUUUUGCGCUCAUCGGAUGGAUCUACGUCGGGAACCGACAGGACUACAUCAUCAACAUUAUCGACUUGACGCUCGUCGCCCUGUUCGCCGUCAUGGGCGACGGAUUGGCACCCUUUCGCGCCGUCGAUACCUACCACAUGUUCUUCAUCGCUCGCUAUCACCGCAUCACACGAAAACGCCGCGAGAAGAAGAACCUUCCCACCCUCGUCGAUCCCAACGAUCUACCCAACCGUCGGCAGUCCGCCACCUCCGCCACUCUCCCUACCCCUGGCGAAGACGGUGCCGACGACAUCAUCGACAAGGAAGAACUCGCCGAAUACUCCGUCCUCACCCCGCGCCAACAACAACGCCUGCAAUACCACCAGGCCAAGUUCAACAAGUCCCACACCUUCUACAAACCCCACGAAACAUCCACCCACCACGCCUUCCCGCUACGUCACAUGGUCGCCGCCGUAGUCCUCCUCGACUGCCAUUCCCUGCUGCAAAUCGCUCUGGGAACCUGUACCUGGUCCAUCGACUAUCGCGUGCGUCCGGAAGCCCUCACCGCCACGAUCCUCUCCUUUUCCAUCGCCUGCAACAUCGCGGCGGGCGUGGUCAUCUCCAUCGGCGACCACAAGACGAGGAAAAAGGACGUGUUGGAGAAGAUGUUCCGUCAGACCCUGACCGAGGAGGCGAUGAAGCGGAUGGCGAAGAAGCACGAACGAGGUGAG